AAUCUGAUGAAGAUUAUUUCCCAAUCUGAUCAGGGAAAAAAAAGAACACUGAACAUGUAUACUUCUAGGUACAAAAUUGUUUAGAAUGAUUAUAAUAAACUAAGCUACCUGAAGUCUCUCUACUAAAUAGUUCGGAAUGACUAUCAGCAUAUACUAAACACUAGAGAUGAUGUCAAGGAAAGUGUCCUCGGGACAAGGAAUAGUAAGUCCACCCAUCGGAUGAUCAAACCCAAAUUCUUCUUCAGAAUUACUCAGCAGCUAUUGGAAUGAAUGGUCCUUUAAGUAUGAAAUCGGAAUAACAAAUCACUUCUUUUUGCCCUAGCCAAUAUAUACAGCAAAGUGUCCCUUGAGAACCUCAAUUUCUCUGUUUGACUUUGAACAAGACCUUCUUAGGCCUUGCUUGCCACAGAGAAUAUGCCCCAUACUAAUAGCCAUGUUCAAGUUCCAGGUUGGGGAGGAUGCAGUGUAAGUUGAAGAAGGCAGAAAAUAAGAUUUUUGUGGAGGAUGUAGUUGAGUGUGGGGAAUAAAACAUGAGGAAAUGUAUGUUUAUAUAGAUCUUUUAGGAGGUGGAAUAAGUGGCUAAGAGAGAUUAGGAUAGGAGGAAACUCGGGAAAGUCUAGGUAGCAUGAUAGGACACUACUGCACAUGGAUUUGUCUUUGAAGGAUCAUCCACAAGUUCACCUAACAUAAUGAAAGAGCUGUCAAUAUACACCAUUCCGCUACAUGCUUUCAAUGAAAGUAAAGAGACAGACUAAGACCAACUUACUGCCAGAUGUCAAUGCUAUUCACUCAAGAAAAAUAUCCUUAAUCAGAUUACUAGGAAACAAAACCAUGUGAGUGGCAUUCCUCAUUUAUGUAUAACAUGGUUUUGUCUGCUCUGAAUGAUGCUCAUAAAAGGCCCUCACACAACUGGAAGCUAACAUGGUUUUCCACUUUUCCCUAGUCUAAUUUACUAAACAGACAAACUUCCAUAUAACAUUUGUUCAUCCAACACUACAAAUCUGUCCAACCAAGAUACAAGGUUGCUACAUAUUUUGUAAUCUUCCCAUUAGAUCUCCCUUUUUUCUUUCUUUCAUUUGAGCUAAUUAGAUAAUCAGUUCCAAACUACUCAUCAAGCUAGCAAAAAGAAGGCAGAAGAUUGCAGUCACCCAAAGAGAAAAUUUUGUUCCCAAGACUAUAUGAUGAUGCAGGUAGCUACUUUAAUUCCUCUGCAUCGGCUAAUCAGGAUCAUUUUGCUCUGUACGGCUGGUCAGAAAUGCUUUGUUGUGCCACUAUCUUAUAUCAAUGAUGAGAUUAUUAGACAACUCUUUAAUAUGUCUGUAAAAGAUCUCCCUUUUUUCUUUCUUUCAUUUGAGCUAAUUAGAUGAUCAGUUCCAAACUACUCAUCAAGCUAGCAAAAAGAAGGCAGAAGAUUGCAGUCACCCAAUGAGAAAAUUUUGUUCCCAAGACUAUAUGAUGAUGCAGGUAGCUACUUUAAUUCCUCUGCAUCGGCUAAUCAGGAUCAUUUUGCUCUGUACGGCUGGUCAGAAAUGCUUUGUUGUGCCACUAUCUUAUAUCAAUGAUGAGAUUAUUAGACAACUCUUUAAUAUGUCUGUAGAAGAAUUUGGAGUUCCAAGCAAUGGGCCUACUACUCUACCUUGUGAUUAAACUUUCAUGGACUGCAUCAUUUCACUUAUUAGCAUUUAGCAGAGGUUUAUCUAGAGAACAUGGGAAUGCAUUGUCCAUCUCCAUUACUUUGUAUUGUUGCUCAUCACCUUUACUGCACCAAGUGGGAUGAGAAAUCAGGAACUAUGUUGUCAGUAAUUGUUGUAAUUUGUAAAUGAAGAAGUCAUCAGUUGUAGCUCAACAGAUAUUCAUAUCUUCCAGGUUUUUUUUAAAUUAAUUAUAUUCAGAUUAUAUUCAAAGUGAGCAAGAAUCAACAAGCAACCUAAUU
This is a messenger RNA of Cuscuta campestris, 1933 nucleotides long. NCBI's taxonomy places the organism in Eukaryota, Viridiplantae, Streptophyta, Magnoliopsida, Solanales, Convolvulaceae. The record is from the annotation of a GenBank genome assembly.